This is a messenger RNA of Oryctolagus cuniculus (rabbit), 1734 nucleotides long. It is a transcript of the gene IDO2, whose product is annotated as indoleamine 2,3-dioxygenase 2. The record is from RefSeq and is a predicted model, not a curated record. NCBI's taxonomy places the organism in Eukaryota, Metazoa, Chordata, Mammalia, Lagomorpha, Leporidae. Gene Ontology annotation, cellular component: cytoplasm. Gene Ontology annotation, biological process: 'de novo' NAD+ biosynthetic process from L-tryptophan. Gene Ontology annotation, molecular function: indoleamine 2,3-dioxygenase activity; heme binding; metal ion binding.
GAAGUCGCUUCUUUAGCGACAGCUUUAGUGCUGAUCCUGCGAGGAAACCAUGGAGCCCCAAAGACAGAGGGUGAAGACAACACUGCCAUUGUCCUUAGGAAGGUACCACAUUUCUGAAGACUGUGGCUUUCUUCUUCCAAACCCUCUGGCAGAGUAACAGAGAGGGAGAGAUGGAGAGAUCUUCCAUCUGCUGGUUCACUCCCCAGUUGGCUGCAACCACCAUAGCUGUGCCGAUCUGAAGCCAGGAGCCAGGCGCUUCUCCCAAGUCUUCCCAUGCAGGUCCCUUUUGCUUGUGCAGAAUCAUCCAGCUCUUCCCAAGACUGAAUGUGAGUGCUGUGGUGUCUUCCUUUUCCACAUUCCCAAGAAGCCUCCAUGAAGUUCAACCCUCAGUGAGCCGCUCAUAGAGCCCUUAGGAGCCAACAGGACAGAAAGAACUUCCAGAUCUUUAUAGGCCGUGGAUGGAAAUCGCCAACAAGCUUGCACACUUAAUUGAGAGUCACCAGCUUCGAGCUCACGUGAACAAGAUGCCCCUGCUGAGCUGCGCGCUCCUGAGGACGUACCGGGAGCAGCGCCUGGCGCACCUGGUCCUGGGUUUCCUGAGCAUGGGGUACGUGUGGCAGGAAGGCGACGCGCACCCCCAGAAGGUGCUGCCCAGAAAUCUUGCCCUUCCCUUUGUUGAGGUCUCCAGCAUCUUGGGGCUGCCUCCCAUCCUGGUCCACUCAGACUUGGUGCUGACAAACUGGAUGAAGAAAAACCCAGAAGGACCCCUGGAAAUCAGGAACUUGGACACCAUCGUCUCGUUUCCCGGGGGAGAGAGCCUGCGCGGUUUUGUACUGGUGACGGUUUUGGUGGAAAAGGCAGCUGUACCUGGGAUUAUGGCACUCGUUCAGGCAGUAAAUGCCAUCUCACCGCCUGACCAGGACACCCUGCUUCAAGCCCUGCAGCGACUGAAGCUCUCCAUUCAGGACAUGACCAGCACCUUGGGACAAAUGCACGAUUAUGUAGAUCCAGACAUAUUUUAUGCAGUCAUCCGGAUCUUUCUCUCUGGAUGGAAGGAUAACCCGGCAAUGCCCAUGGGGCUGAUCUACGAAGGCGUCUCGGAAGAACCCCUGCAGUACUCUGGGGGGAGUGCAGCUCAGAGCACCGUGCUCCACGCCGUGGACGAGUUCUUAGGCAUUCGCCACAGCCAGGAAAGCGCUGAUUUCCUGUGCAGGAUGAGAGACUACAUGCCGCCUUCUCAUAAAGCCUUCCUAGAAGACAUCCACUCGGCUCCUUCCCUGAGGGACCACGUCCUGUCCUCCGGCCAUGGCCCCCUUCGGACAGCCUAUAACCAGUGUCUGGAGACCCUGGCAGAGCUGCGUAGCUAUCACAUCACCAUAGUAACCAAAUACCUUGUCACAGCAGCAGCGAGAGCAAAGAGCAGAGGGUUGAGCCCCCUCCCCGGGCCACCACGGGCUUUGGAAGACAGGGGCACGGGCGGAACUCAAGUUCUGAGCUUCCUGAAGAGCGUCAGGAACAGGACCUUGGAGAUGAUCCUCCAGCCGAGUGGCUGAGCGUCUUGCCUGCUCCCCUGCCAUGCACAGCUCUUGCGGAGGGCAAGAGAACACGGGUGCGAAAGGGACCUCAGCCCCGUGCCUGUCUCACUCAGCUGUCAUCUCAGAGUUUCACUGGAUGGGGAUGCCCCAUUCUCUUCCAACACCUAAAUUUCAACAAAUACAUUUGCCAAUAAACAGA